Molecule: messenger RNA, 2641 nt
Organism: Triticum urartu
Lineage: Eukaryota; Viridiplantae; Streptophyta; Magnoliopsida; Poales; Poaceae
Source: RefSeq, a predicted model, not a curated record
ACUAUCUCAUCCACCCCACGCACCAACCCCACGCCCAACACGCCGGGGCGGCCAACACCUCGCACCGCCUGCCCCGGCUAGAACCACCCCGGCCACCGCCGCGCGCUGCCCCGUCUCGGCCACCACCGCCCGCCGCCCGGCCACGGCCAGCACCACGCGCUGCCCCGCCCCGGCCAGCACCACCCGCCACCCCGCCACGUCCACCACCACGCGCGGCCCCGCCCCGGCCACCACCACGCGUCGCCCUCUCCACCUGGCCCACAGCCCUCCAUUGCCUGUCCCGACCUGGAUCCGGCGUGGAUCCACCGUCGCCAUCAGCGGCUACACUGGAUUUGGGGACUCCCGCCACCGCCCGGUGCAGGUGGAGCGUGGCGCCGCCGGAUGCCCCUGCCUCCUACUCCGACGACCCGCUGCUCCCAGAGCCCAGACGCGCCAACAACCCCGUCUCCAGGAUCCUCUAGAUCCGGGCUCUUCUGCGGCCCCUAGCCCACAAACCCUUCCUCCCCCCGAGCUUCCACUGGGCAUCGAUUUGUUGCAUCUCGACGCCGGCGAGAGAGGAAAUCCACCUUGACGCCGGCGAGGUUCAUUUUGGAUUCGCAGGGGAUUGGGUUGCUCCUCCCAUGCAGUCCACCCUACUGUCAGCGCUCACACUCAUUUCCCCCCUACUGCCAACGUCAACAGGGAAAGAAGAAAGACUACCACCCGUGUCCUUCACUCGAUCAGGUGCCCACCGACGACCACGAUGUGCAGAUCGGCGAACCCCUCGCGUGGAGCUCUCUCUUCACCGACAUGUAGUUCCUUGACACCUCCAUCCAUGCCGCAGGUACAAAAAAUGCCCAGAUCAAAUUCUUCAAUGUUUGUUCUUCACUCACGGCGAGCAAUGCAGGUUGCUCUUCCGUUGCAGGGCACUUGGGUCGUCGGUACAGUACCCAAAAACCAGUGAACUGCGCCCGAGCUUCCGUCCACUGCCUGCAGCUCAUUUGGUUCAAGUUUCACGUGUGCGUGGCCAUGGAUGUGCAGUACGGCAGUGCACAUCGUGCAGCUCGCCCUCUGCGCAGUCCACACAAAAAAGGCUCGGGCACCAAUUUGUGUGGCUGGCUAACGCAUCGCUAUGAGCGACCGGUUCACUUCUUUUUAAUGGGAUGGGAGGCGCAUUUCACUUAUAUAUUUUGUGCAGCUCGGCCCAGAGCAACAUGCGGCUCUAUCGGCGGCGGCUUGCAGUUCCGACCACGAGGUCAUGCAGUACGCUGACGCCCUCCAUGUUCCCCAUCUCCACUUGCAGUCCAGUCACUGGAUGCGUGAAGAACGUUUCACUGGAUGCGUGAAGAACGUUUCACUGGAUGCGUCUAAAAUGUCAUAGUGUUGAUGCAAAUGACAGAUCUUUGCUGAUUUUACAAACCUGUUUGGCAGGAUUUGGUAAAUUGAUUAGACCAAGGGAAUUUGUUUGAAGGUUUCAUUGUGUGAGUUACUAAGCUAUAUAAUGGAUAACAUGGUUAUUAUUUUAAUAGUAACUUUAGCUGACCACCGCAUACAGAAUGAAGAUGGAGCUAGUUAGUAGCCUGUAAGGCAUAUGGACAUGAUACUAUUGGUUUCUUUAAUUUCCGUAUUAUUCUAUGAACACAGAGCAAUUAUGAUAUGUUGUGACCCUUUGAAUUAGAAUUAGAGUUAAUUACACCUGGGGUACAUAAACUUUCGCGGCGGUAACGGAUUCAUACACAAACAAAAAAAAACCAUAAAAGUCAUACAUUAACUCUGAUGCGGAUUCGUUUAGCUACAAAACGCAUGCAAAGUGGACAGAUGGGCUGCCACGCACGCAAUGGGGUCGGCCGUGUAUGCAUUUUUAUCUUUGCAGUUACCCCCCUUAGUUUACUGAGAUUUAACCCGUGGCCAUUCUUUCUGUAUCCCAAUCCCCUUCUUCAAAUCCCUAGCUGCGAAGGUGACGCGCCGGCCCGGUCGUGCACCAUGGAGAGACGACGCGGUCAUGCGCCAUGGAGAGGCGUUGGGAACAACGUUUUCAACCAAGCCGGCGGCUCUGUCAACGGCGGCUUGGACCAAACCGACGGCGGCUCUGUCAACCAAGGCGGCGGCGGCGGCUCUGGCACCGGAUGCGACAUGGAUGGCGAGUGGAUAGUCACAUCAGAGCUUAGUUUUGGCUCCAAAAAAGCGAUGAAGGGGGCAUGCGGAAUUAGGGUUUCCAAUGAAGGAUUUGGUGCGGCUGAAUGUGGGUGCAAAUUGACGCCAGUUAUUAGGGUUUGCAAUGAAGGAUUUGAUGCAGGCCGACGAUUUCUGAGUUGUCCAUACGAGGGGUUAAACUCUUGUGGGUAUUUGAGGUGGAUGGAUGAUGCAUGGCAGGGCAGAUCAAGGGUGGUAAUUGGAAAGCUUGCAAAUGACAACCAGAAGCUACAAAAUGCUUUGCUUGACAAGGAACAAGACAUUCAGAGGAUGAAGAAAGAGAGGAAUAAAUUAGAUGAGCAGAGAAAAAGUAGGGAAAAAUUAGAUUUGUUUCUAGUACUUGUUGUUCUUGCAAGUGUAGUGAUUUAUGCUCUAGUUGCAUUGGUUAGUAGGGGAUUUGUGUGAGGAUUUCAAGUAUGUGUGACUGUAUGAUGAACAAGUUUGUCAAGUUUGAAAAUUUUCAUGCCCA